AUGACCGUGGAGAAGCUUGUGAACCCAAACCUGCGAAAGUUCAUGGUGGGAUUGCACAAGCUUGAGGGAGAAGAGGAGAAGUCUGAUCAACACCUGUGCUUCCAUAUCAAAGAUCUGACGCCAUCCCUGCAGAACUUCAAGUUCCAAGCAAUCUAUGACUUCUUUGGUGAACUUGCUUGCUCAUCUUUAGUGAAGAAGUUGGAUCCUUUGGCAGAUUUCUUUACCGGCAUUCUCGGCCUUUUACUUGUGCAAGUUGAUGAAUUUCUCGGGCGAAAAGCAGUUCCGGCCAAGACUACCAUCAUUUGGCCCUCCAACUUCAGCUUGCGCAACUUUGAGUCGGUCUUCUUGCACAAGGCACCAAAGAAGGAGAUGAAGUUUCGCAGCGGAAGUAUGCCUGCCCUACCAGCUUGUUCGCUCUUUGAAUGGAUUCCAGUGGUGGAGCAACUUCUUGUUUCUGAGGAGAAGCUGGCCAACUUGAAGGGUGGUUCCAACACCAGUUUGGGUGGCCUCAUCAAACCGUGCAAGAAGGCUGCGGAACUCCAGGCUUUGCAGAGCGGCAGCAGCAAAACUGCUCAGGUGGGCCCUAUCCUUGAUACUCUCUACAAGAACUUCGAUUCGAUCUUCAAGCUCGAGCAAUCAUUGGAGUCCAGCAAGCAUUGGAGUGGAACAGAGCCAGUCAUGAAACGGCUGAAAGAAUUUGCCCAGGCGUGCCUACUCCGCCACUCUCGGGUGUACGAAUCCUUGCUCAAAGUAGCCACAAAUGAGGUUGAGGAAGCUUACUCUGCUCUCAGGGAGAAGGUCGCAGACAAAGAUUCCGAGUCACCUUUAUUGAAGGAGCUGCUUGACAACUCAUUGGACCAAGGACAGGUCGUCGACAGGCUUGGCAACACCCCAGACAAGUUCUUUGGUGCAGUUCAGGAGCAAUUUGCAGACUUUGUAUACACUGCCUGCUCAAAGAUUUUGAUGCUCAAGACACUUCUUCAGCAAUGUGUGUCGAAAGUCGGCUUUGCUUGCGGACAUCAGUGCCUACAACUCGAGCAACAACAUGGGAAAGCAAAGGCAACUUGUGCUACCGCCGAAUCUGCUCUACGUUUGCUGGUUCACAAGAAGCACAUCUUUGCGGUGGAGAUGGUUUUGGCAGACAUGAUUGUCAUUUCCACGGUGACUCGCAAGAUUGAUGACGACAAGAAAAAGAAAGAAUCCAUUGCCAAGACCAUGACGGGGAUCAUGAAAAAAGACAUGCUGCCAUCGCUGUCCGUAUGCCAGCUCCUCAUCAAUGGCGCAGAUGGUGACAGUAGUUUGCCAGUGCAGCAGUUCCAGGAGUACUUGAAAAACAAGCA
Durusdinium trenchii is the source of this 1340-nucleotide messenger RNA. The record is from the annotation of a GenBank genome assembly. Lineage: Eukaryota; Dinophyceae; Suessiales; Symbiodiniaceae.